This is a messenger RNA of Carya illinoinensis, 5093 nucleotides long. RefSeq names its product disease resistance protein RPV1-like. Gene Ontology annotation, molecular function: ADP binding; ATP hydrolysis activity. The record is from RefSeq and is a predicted model, not a curated record. Bases 50 to 3457 code for a protein of 1135 amino acids. The transcript has 7 exons. Lineage: Eukaryota; Viridiplantae; Streptophyta; Magnoliopsida; Fagales; Juglandaceae. Gene Ontology annotation, biological process: signal transduction; defense response.
AUAUUUAUAUGCGAUAAGGAUAGGUAGAACUCAAGGCAUUGCAAACACAAUGACUUCUUCCAUGUCCUUCCUUGGACUCUCUUCUUCCUCCUCUUCUACUGUUAGCUCUAUGUGGUUUUACGAUGUAUUCUUGAGUUUUAGAGGAGAUGAUACUCGCAAUACUUUUACUGCCCAUCUCUACCAUGCUUUGCUUCAAAAUGGCAUCCACACCUACAUAGAUGAGGACGAGCUUAGAAGAGGUGAUGAAAUCUCACCUGCACUUCUCCAAGCCAUUGAAAAUUCCCGACUUUCAAUUAUCGUGCUCUCAGAAAAUUAUGCAUCAUCUAUUUGGUGUUUGGAUGAAUUGCUCAACAUUCUCAAUUGCAAGGAAACAAAGCAACAAAUAGUUUUACCUAUAUUUUACCAUGUAAAUCCAUCGGAUGUACGAAAUCAAAGAGGUAGUUUUGGAGAAGCUUUGGCUAUAUGUGUAGGAAAAUUCAACAAAGAUGUGAAGAAGGUGCAAAGGUGGAAGGCAGCCCUACAAGAAGUGGCCAAUUUGGCUGGAUACGAGUUGGAAAAUGGGAAUGAAUCGAAAUUCAUCCAAGAAAUCGUUCAAGAGGUCUCUAGAAUAGUAAAUUAUUCAUAUCUAAACAUCGCAAAAUAUCUAGUUGGGAUGGAGUCUCGGGUGCAAGACAUUGAUUUGCUUUUAAGUAUCAGGAUGAAUGACAUACGCAUGGUGGGAAUAUUUGGAGUUGGAGGAAUUGGUAAGACAACUAUUGCCAAAAAGAUCUAUAACUCAAUUUUUUCACAAUUUGAUGUUCAUUGUUUCUUGACAAAUGUUAGAGAAACUUCAAACCAAGUGGGUGGUCUGGUCCAAAUGCAAAAUACACUCCUUAAUGAGAUUCUAAAAGCCUAUAAAUGUUUUGAUGUUCGUAAUGUUGAUAGAGGAGUUUAUGAGUUAAAGCGCAAACUUUGCUCUAGAAGGGUUCUCUUAAUUCUUGAUGAUGUGGAUAAGUUAGUCCAGCUAGAAACAUUAGCUGGAGAUCGUGAUUGGUUUGGUUUAGGAAGUAGAAUUAUCAUAACUACAAGAGAUCAGAAUUUAUUAAAUAACCAUAAGGUUGAUUCAAAAUAUGAAGUAAAGAGAUUGGACCAUAAUGAAGCUCUUGAGCUCUUUAGUUGGCAUGCUUUUGAGGAAGAUAAACCUAUUGAAGAUUAUGUGGAACUCUCUAAGCAAGUAAUAUCAUAUGCUGAGGGCCUUCCACUAGCUUUAACAGUGCUAGGCUCAGAUCUAAGGGGUCAGAGUAUAAAUCAAUGGAGAAGUGUAUUGGAUAAGUAUAAAAGAAUUCCUAGCAAAAAUAUUCAAGAAGUACUCUGUAUAAGUUACGAUGGAUUGGAUGAUAAUGAGAAGGAGAUUUUCCUCGAUAUUGCCUUUUUUUUCAAAGGACAACACAUGGAUUAUGUCGUUAAAAUAUUAGAUAGUUGUGGUUUCUCUCCAGACAAUGGUAUCAAAAGGCUUAUAGAUAAGUGUCUUAUAACAAUUACUAUUCACAAUACAUUGUGGAUGCAUGACUUGCUACAAGAUAUGGGCAAAGAAAUUGUUCGAAAGGAAUCACGCAAAGAACCAUGCACACGUAGUAGAUUAUGGUUUUACGAAGAUGUUCGCUAUGUACUAGAGGAAAAUGUAGGAACAAACAAUGUUGAGGGGAUAAAAGUGGUUCUGCCUGAGGGCGAUGAUCAUGACAUGAUAUGCUUGAGUCCCAAAUCGUUUGCAAAGAUGAAAAGACUCAAAUUUUUUAUAAGCCAUGGUGCACGCUUUUCUGGAAGAUCACUUGAUUAUCUUUCUAAUGAAUUAAGAGUGAUUGAUUGGUCAAACUGUCCUUUACAAUCUUUGCCAUCUAAUUUCCGUGGAGAGAAGCUCAUUGAUUUUCAACUAUAUGGAGGCCGCAUCAAGGACAUUAGCGGCCAAUUUAAGGAAUUGGAUAUUUUGGGUUGCGAAAAUUUAGUCGAAGUUCAUGAUUCUGUUGGAUUCCUGGAUAAGCUUGUUCGUUUGCAUCUUUAUCACUGCUCCAACCUGAAGAGUUUUCCAAGGCAUCUCAAGUUGAGAUCUCUACAAGUCCUUACACUUCAUAGUUGCUCUAAACUUCAAAACUUUCCAGAAAUCGAGUGUAAAAUGGAAUAUUUAUGUUUAAUCUCAUUAUUGGGCAGUGCAAUAAAAGAAUUGCCUUCAUCCAUUGGGUACCUCACUCCUGCGCUUAAAGAGUUAUUUCUGCCUGGACAAUGCACAAAACUUAUGCAUCUCCCUAGUAGCAUUCAUCAGUUGCAAAAUCUGACGGUGGUUUUUCAAACUGACUGUGUUGGAUGCUUAACUGGGAUUGAAUGUUUAUCUAUAGAAGGCGGCAUGGACCUCAUGCGUUUUCCAAUUAGCGUUCCUCACUGGCAACAUCCAAAGAGUUUUUCUCUCGAUAAGUAUACAAAUCUUGCAAAAGAAGAAAUAAGUUUAACCAUGAGGUACCGGACUGAGCCUAAACAUUUCCACGUAACAACAUCCGGAAUGAUUAAGAGGUCUAAACCAGAAUCAAGUGCUGAAUUACUCCUGAUGCCGGUUUAUAAUUGGUACCUUGACGACUUUUCAUUUUAUUGCACAUCCACUUUGCAAGAGUUAGAUCUAUCUUGGUGUGAUAUUGUCAGCCUUCCUCUGGGCAUCGAAAUCUAUUUAGAAUUGAGGAUUCUCAAAUUGCGGCAUUGCGAGAAACUUCAAGAAAUUCUACUUCUUCCACCAAAUAUACAAGAGCUAUAUGCUAGUGAGUGUUUCUCCUUGGAAAGAUUCCCAGAAGUAUCAACAAAAUUUCAAUUCCAUACAUCAUGUGGCUUGCGAGACCUAAGAUGGAUUGAUUUGUCCGGUUGCCAUAAAUUGCUUGCAAAUAUAGGGAGUCAGGUGCCAAAUCCUUUAGUUGUUGAGGAACAUAUUCAGGACCAUUCAUGUGGUAUUAUAUUUCCUGGGAAUAAGAUUCCAAAUUGGUUUAGCCAUACAAAGGAGCCUUCAAAUAGAGAUUCGUGUGAAUUGAAUAUUUGUGGGCCCUUAUAUUUGGAUGAAAUCAUAGGUAUUUUUUUCUGUGCUGUUCUUGGAUCCAACUCGGAUGACUCCCCCUCCGGUAUCCGUGUUUCUAUAAAUGGUAACAUGCUGGUAGAAGCAAAUUUUGAAUUAUUAGGAGACUGCGAUCAUGUAUAUCUAAAUUACUCAUUUCCUGAAUGUAUCGAGCAAUGGCUACAGUACCCAACAGGAGAGAAUUUGAGGUUUAUAUUUGAUAGCAAUGAAGAAGUUGUAGUGAUGUUUAAAAGUUGCGGAGUUCACAUAAUCUAUAAGCAUGAAGAGAAUGAGAGUUUAAUAGUUGGGGAGUGCUCAGUAGAUUCAUCGAGUGGUAUCCAGAAGUAUCAACAAAAUUUCAAUUCUAUACAUCAUGUGUCUUGCAAGAGCUAAGAUGGAUUGAUUUGUUCGGUUGCCAUAAAUUGGUUGCAAAUAUAGGGAGUCAGGCGCCAAAUCCUUCAUUUGUUGAGGAACAUAUUCAGGACCAUUCAUGUGGUAUUAUAUUUCCAGGGAAUAAGAUUCUAGAUUGGUUUAGCCAUACUAAGGAGCCUUCAAAAACAGAUUCAUGCGAAUUGGAUAUUAGUGGACCCUUUUAUUUGGAUGAAAUCAUAGGAAUUGUUUUCUGUGCUGUUCUUGGAUCCAACACGGAUGACUCCCCUUCCGAUAUUCGUGUUUCUAUAAACGGUAACAUGCUUGUAGAAGCAAAUCUUGAAUUAUUAGGAGACUGGAAUCAUGUAUAUCUAAAUUACUCAUUUCCAGAAUGUAUCGAGCAAUAGCUACGAUACCCAACAGGAGACAAUCUUAGGUUUAUAUUUGAUAGCAAUGAAGAAGCUGCAGUGAUGUUUAAAAGUUGUGGAGUUCACAUAAUCUAUAAGCAUGGAGAGAAUGAGAGUUUAACUGUUGGGGAGUGCUCAGUAGAUUCAUCGAAUGGUAUCGAACUUUGUAAGAGACGCCGAGAUGAUGAAGACCGCAACUUGGAAUUCAAUGGGUAUCCACAACACAAGAUGUGCUCUCAAAACUUGAGCAAUUCAAAUGUGGUUGUCGAUUUUGCAGAUGUUGAUGUUGAUUUCGCAGUAGUAGAAGGAGGCUCUGAGGGAAGUUUAAAAGAAGAAGAAGUACUUGCCUCUCAAUCUGCAUCCCAAGAAGGCCAAGCCAAUUCAGAGAAGCUGGCUUACUAGGCACUAGGUUCAAUCUGUUGCUCUCUUUUCUCCUCCUCAGCUUGUUGAAAGACUUUCAGCUUUACUAAAGCCUUGUGAAGAACCAUGCAUGGAACAUCAAAUUUAUCUUCAAAAACUGCUUUAUUUCUUCUAGACCAAAUACCUGCAAAUAUUACAAAUAUUUCUUCUAUUUCUUCUGAUUAAAAAUCUGCUACAGUUUUUCCCAUAGCUGGGAAAAUUAUAUGGAACUUAAUUAAUACGCUUUAAUUAGUUGGUUUAUUGGUUCUUAUAUAUAUAUAUAAAUAUAAUCGAAGUAUACCAGAAAAUCCAGUAGUUAACAAUUCAACUGUCUCAGUUUGACUAAGAUUAUUGUGGACAUAAGCAUUUGCAACUAUAGACAUCUUAUUCAUGAUAUUGAAGAUUUCUUGUUUAGAGAAUCCGUCAAUAUUCCAUUCAUAAAUGUUGUCAAAAGAAACGGUAAACUAUGUUAUAUAUAUAUAUAUAUAUAUGUGUGUGUGUGUGUGUAUAUAAUUAAUAUGUUAGGUGAUCAUGGGAUUUUUUGAUGUUGGGGUAUUAAUUUGGAUUAAUUAAUUGCCUUUCUUGUAUUUCUUGGCACUACACAAAAUUAUAUUAUUCUUUCCUCUAAACAGAUAUGAUGGAUUAAAUGAUGAGUCUCUGUCUCUCUAUCCUGAAACCUUAAUUAAUUAAUUAGUAGUACUAUUAAUAAUCCUAUCAACCAAAUGCAUAACUCAUGAUGACAAAAUUAUAAGUAAAUGCACGAACAGACCUAAUUUCCACUUAUGUUUUCAUUGGAUACAAUUUUUCCAUUCACUCCGAAUUAAUUAAUGAUGAUGCGUGAAGUAUAUAUGUUA